AAUUAAAAAGUAAAAUAGUGAAAGCCCUAUUACAUUUUCCCCAAUCCAGCGCCGCUACAGCUUCUUCUUCAUCCGCUUUCUUUUCUUUUCUUUUUGCGUCAAGGAGUGCAGCAACAGCAGAGAGAAUAAGAAAGAUCUGGUAACCACUGCCCUAAAUAAAUUGUCAUCCCCGCUCACUGGAUUGACGAUCUAACGGCUGGAGGGAAUUCCAUCGCCGGCGAUCGAGCCGCCUUCGCUCAAGCCUCAAGGUUUCAUCGUACGGAUGUUGUCGUGCUUUCGGGAAGGGCAAGAAGACGCGUUUCGAUUGAAUUGAGGCGGUAGAAUUUUAGGUGAUUGAGCUAUAGUUCUUUUUUUGUCUUUACGUUUGUGGAUCAUAAAUAACUUGCUAUACAAUCUUGCCGCUUUCAUACAAUGUCAAUGAUCAAAUACAUUCUCAAAAGCCCUUGUACAAAACCCUUCACCACUCUUCUCGUUGGACCACCGGAAAUCUAUCAAGAACCACCCAAAUCCACUGCCGCCUCCGAUGCUGCCACGGGCGAUGCUUUCGUCGACAUUAUGGUCUCAGAAUUCAACAAAACAGAAAUCAAUCUGAGGGGCCUCACGGAGAACCGUUCUCCGACGUUUCUAUCGACGGCAAAUCCGUGUUUGGAUUUCUUCUUCCACAUCGUCCCAGACACGCCACCCCAAUCCCUCACCCACCGCCUCAAGCUCGCGUGGGAUCAAGAUCCGCUCAAGGCACUGAAGCUCGUUUGUAAUCUCCGCGGAGUCAAAGGCACCGGAAAAUCUGAUAGAGAAGGUUUCUACACCGCCGCGCUGUGGCUGCAUGACCGCCACCCCAAAACCCUAGCCGGCAACGUGGCCGCCUUCGCGGAUUUCGGGUACCACAAAGAUUUUCUCGAGAUCCUUUUUCGGAUUCUUCAAGGCCCCAACGCGCGAGCAUCGGCGAAAGAGAUAGGGGAGAAGUGGAAAGCUUGGAAAUCGGCCAAGGAUGUGUGGGAGGAGAUGAAGUUGCUAGGGGAUUGUGAUACAGAUUCACAUUUGUUGUUCAUGAGGCAAAGUGUGAAGGCGAAGUUGAUGUGGGCUAGAAAAGGUCUGCAACCGGGGAAAAUUACCCGCGAAGAGAAGAGGUUGAAAAUGGCAAGGACUGUUGUCAACAGGUAUAAUGAGGAUCCCCAUUUCAAUUUCUUGCACGACAAAGUCUCCGAUCUCUUCGCGCAGCGGUUGAGAUCGGAUAUGGAGAUGCUGAAAUCGGGGAAAUUGAACAAGAUCAGCCUCGCCGCGAAAUGGUGCCCCUCUCUGGAUUCGUCGUUUGACAAAAUAACCCUGCUGUGUGAAACCAUAGCGAAGAAGGUGUUUCCGAGGGCGGAAUAUGCAGAGUAUGAAGGCGUGGAGGAGGCGCAUUACGCGUAUCGCGUGAGGGAUAGGCUGAGGAAGGAGGUGCUGGUGCCGCUGCGGAAGGCGCUGGAGCUGCCGGAGGUGUAUAUCGGGGCCAAUGAUUGGGGAUCUCUGCCUUACAAAAGAGUGGCGUCUGUGGCUAUGAAAACAUACAAGAGUAAAUUCUUUAAGCACGAUGAAGAAAGAUUCAAGGAGUAUCUUGAGAAAGUGAAGUCCGGCAAAGCCAAGAUCGCUGCAGGCGCAUUGCUUCCUCAUGAGAUAAUCGCGUCGUUGAAUGACGAAGACGACGGCGGUGAAGUCGCGGAGCUUCAGUGGAAGAGAAUGGUGGAGGACAUGGCCAAGGUUGGGAAAUUGAGCAAUUGCCUUGCAAUCUGUGAUGUUUCCGGGAGCAUGUGUGGGAUCCCGAUGGAGGUUUCGGUGGCGCUAGGAGUUCUGGUGUCGGAGCUGAGCGAUGAGCCAUGGAAGGGGAAGCUAAUCACCUUCAGCGCAAACCCUCAGCUCCAGAGAGUGAGAGGGGAAAGCUUGAAAGAGAAGACUGAGUUUGUGAGAAGAAUGGAGUGGGGGAUGAACACUGAUUUCCAAAAGGUGUUCGAUGUGAUACUGAAAGUGGCGGAGAAGGGGAAGUUGAAGGCGGAGGAGAUGAUAAAGAGGCUGUUUGUGUUCAGCGAUAUGGAAUUCGAUGAGGCUUCAAUGAAUCCGUGGGAGACGGAUUAUGAGGCGAUCGUGAGGAAAUACAGAGAGAAGGGAUACGGAGAAUGUGUGCCGGAGAUUGUGUUUUGGAAUUUGAGGGAUUCGAGGGCGACGCCGGUGCCGGCAAACCAGGCGGGGGUGGCGCUUGUGAGCGGCUUCUCCAAGAAUCUGAUGAAGAUAUUUCUUGAGGAGGGUGGAGUGAUGGAUCCGGUGGCGGUGAUGGAAGCUGCGAUUGCUGGUAAAAAAUAUCAGCAGCUGGUUGUGCUGGAUUGAUAUAUAGAUAGCAUGAGUUUGGAUCUUUGUUAGCAGUGUCAAAGUUUUUGAUUAAUCAAUGUGGAUGAACAAGGUUUGUGACUCUUUGAUUUUGAAGGAUUUAAUCAAUGAUUA
Messenger RNA from Salvia miltiorrhiza (redroot sage), 2472 nucleotides. RefSeq lists its product as uncharacterized. The coding region runs from base 412 to 2358 and encodes 648 amino acids. The transcript has a single exon. The record is from RefSeq and is a predicted model, not a curated record. Lineage: Eukaryota; Viridiplantae; Streptophyta; Magnoliopsida; Lamiales; Lamiaceae.